GAUCUUGUUUAUAUUAGUUUCUUUUCUUGUUCUUGGUUUGGUUGAAUGUUGGGAAAUGUAUGCGCAUGUUGCCAUAAGUCCUAUUUACAAUACUGUUUGCAAGCGAACUGGUGGCUCCAUAACAUGCUACCAAAAUAAUACUUGGGGCUUUGAUGAAAAGACUCGGAAAUGCUAUUUGGUUCCACAAAAUAAAGAACCUUGCGGAUUUUUCGAUGGAAAAAAAGGAUGUCAGGACUUUUGUAUUAGAAAACAUUAAAAAUUAUACACUUGUGUUGAAAUUAAAAUAAAUAAUUUUUUUUGUAGGGAAC
Messenger RNA from Drosophila ananassae, 308 nucleotides. RefSeq lists its product as uncharacterized. Bases 56 to 256 code for a protein of 66 amino acids. The transcript is spliced from 2 exons. The record is from RefSeq and is a predicted model, not a curated record. NCBI's taxonomy places the organism in Eukaryota, Metazoa, Arthropoda, Insecta, Diptera, Drosophilidae.